GCUCGGCCUCCGCCGCCCAAACUUUUCUCCGGGCGCGUCUCCAGCGGCGGCCGCCCCCGCGCAUGGGCGCCGCGCUGCAGGGGGCCUGACCCCCGCCGCUGGCACCGCGCGUCCCCAGCCCCGCGCCAUGGCGGCCCGCGCACCCCCCGCCGCACCUGCGGCCGACGAGCCCGGGAGCCCCGGCGGCCCCCCGCGCAGGAAGAAGUCCCGCUCCGGCCUCCGCCGCGCCUUCAGCUGGCUGCGGGGCAAACGGCGCAAGAAGAAGGCUGCCGGGGCCGAGGGCGCCGAGUCCGCCGCCCCGCGGGCUAAGAAAGCGGACGACAAGGCCAAGCGGGCCAAGGGCAAAAGCCGAGGCUCUGCCAAGGCUGAGAGUGACAAUCGUCAGGGCCCAGGGCCCAGCCAGGGGCCAGGAUCUGUAGGAGACGAACACCAGGACAACAUUUUCUUCCCCAGUGGGAGACCACCUCAUCUGGAAGAGCUGCACACACAGGCCCAGGAGGGGCUCCGCUCCCUACAGCACCAAGAAAGACAGAAACUGAGCAAGGGUGGCUGGGACCAUGGAGACACCCAGAGCAUCCAGUCCUCCCGGACGGGCCCGGAUGAAGACACCAUCUCCUUCUGCAGUCAGAAGUCAUACCUGACAGAGAGCUCCACAGCCGAGGACGCCCUCUCCAUCCGCUCGGAGAUGAUCCAGCGCAAAGGCUCCACCUUCAGACCCCAUGACUCAUUUCCCAAAUCUGGGAAGUCGGGCCGGCGGCGGCGGGAGCGGAGGAGCACGGUGCUGGGGCUGCCUCAGCACGUGCAGAAGGAGCUCGGCCUGCGGAACAACCGCGAGGCCCCAGGCACUCCACAGCCUCAUGGUUCACGGGACGCUGUCCGCAUCCCCACAGUGGAUGGUCGCCCAGCUGGCCUGGCCUUAGGGACAGGGGUCCGGGUGUCCCUGCAGGCUCUGGAGGCAGAAACAGAGGCUGGCACUGAUGCAGAGGCUAUCAUACAGCGACACAUCGACCGUGUUUACCGUGAUGACACGCUUGUUGGCCGAUCCACGGGAGCCAGGCCGCCGCCCUUGACGAGGCCCAUGUCCCUCGCAGUGCCUGGACUGACUGGAGGAGCAGGAUCUCCAGAGCCACUGAGCCCAGCCAUGUCCAUCUCACCCCAGGCCACCUACUUGUCGAAGCUGAUCCCGCAUGCUGUGCUGCCACCCACGGUGGAUGUGGUGGCCCUGGGCCGCAGCAGCCUGCGCACCCUGAGCCGGUGCAGCCUGCUGUCCGCUAGCCCGGCUUCGGUUCGCUCACUGGGCCGCUUCUCCUCCGCUUCGAGUCCACGGCCCCGCAGCCGCAACGCUUCCUCGUCCAGUGACAACUGGAGCCACUCCCAGUCCUCCGAGACCAUUGUGUCUGAUGGGUCCACACUCUCCUCCAAGGGGGGCUCCGAGGGCCAGCCAGAGGGCUCCGUAGCUGGCAAUAAUGUGGUGCCCCCUCCUCCAGGGGGUAGCGGGAGGGGCUCCCCCAGCGGGGGGAGCACUGCUGAGGCCUCCGACACGGCCAGCAUCCGAAGCAGUGGGCAGCUGUCCGGCAGGAGUGUGUCCCUGCGGAAGAUGAAACGGCCUCCCCCGCCUCCCCGCCGGACCUACUCCCUCCAUCAGCGAGGCUCCGCAGUGCCUGAUGGGCCUUUAGGGUUACCACCCAAACCUGAGCGAAAGCAGCAGCCACAGCUGCCUCGCCCGCCCACCACGGGUGGGGCUUCAGGGGUGGGGGCGGCAGUAUCUUGUCCACCCAGCACGGCGGGCACCUGGGGCUCUGGCUUGUCCCCAGGUGGCUCCAGGCGUCCCCCGCGGUCCCCAGAACGGACACUUUCACCCUCAAGUGGGUACUCGAGCCAAAGCGGUACCCCAACUCUCCCUCCCAAGGGUCUGGCGGUUGCCCCUCCUUCCCCAGGCAAGGCUCAGCCCCCCAAAUCAGAUCGAGUGGCAUCCCUUCGGUCUCCUGGGGCCUCUGUAUCCUCCUCCCUCACAUCUCUGUGCUCCUCUUCUUCAGACCCUAAUCCUUUAGACCGCUCUGGCCCACAGAUGUCCACCCCCCUGAGUGACAGGUUUGUCAUACCUCCUCAUCCUAAGGUGCCUGCUCCCUUCUCUCCACCACCCUCCAAGUCCAAGAGCCCCAACCACGCUGCUCCUGCUGCUGUGGCUGCCCCUGCUGUGGCUGCUCCUGCUGCUGUGGCUGCCCCUGCUGUGGCUCCUGGGCCAGUGUCCACCAUCGACGCCAGUCCCGCAUCCCCUUCCAUGCCACAGACAACCUCGACUCCAGCCCAGGAGUCUCCCAUGGCCUCCAAAGACCAGUCACCCCCACCAUCCCCACCCCCCUCUUACCAUCCACCCCCACCACCUACUAAGAAGCAGGAGGUGCUUGAGGUCGCACCUCCUCCGGAAACUGCUGAGGAGAUCCUUCCAGAUCCGAGCUGGCCACCACCACCACCACCUGCGCCGGAGGAACAGGACCUGUCGAUGGCUGACUUUCCCCCGCCUGAGGAGGUCUUCUUCUCAGCAGGCCCUGAGCCCGGCCCCCUGGAGCCCUGCAGCUCCGAGGCUGCCAUCCCUCCAGCUGCUAGCUUGUCCCAACCCCCUCCCCCGGCUCCGCCGGCUCCACCUCCAGUUAGCUCUGUGUCAGAACCUCCGGCCAAGCUCGCUCAGAAGGACUCGGUGGGCAAGAACUGCGGCGCUCCCGGGGAGGACGCCAGCUCACCCCUGGUCACACCCUCGCUCCUGCAGAUGGUCCGGCUUCGCUCUGUGGAGGCUAUCACAGGGGUUCCGACUCCUCCUCCGGGCUCAUCAGCCCCUCAGAAGCCUCUGCGAAGAGCCCUGUCUGGGCGGGCCAGCCCGGUGCCUGCUCCCUCCUCUGGGCUCCAUGCUGCUGUCAGGCUCAAGGCCUCCAGUCUGGCUGCCGGUGAGAAUCCUGGAAGUGCUCUGUCCACUGGAGCACCAGAGGCCGAGCCUCGGUCGCCACAGUCUCCUGCCUCCAAGGCCAGCUUUAUUUUCUCCAAGGGCACGAAAAAACUGCAGCUUGAGAGGCCCGUGUCCCCUGAGGCCCAGGCUGACCUCCAGCGGAAUCUGGUGGCUGAACUAAGGAGCAUUUCAGAGCAGCGGCCACCCCAGGCCCAGAAGAAGCCUUCCAAGGCCCCCCCACCCGUGGCCCGCAAACCCUCGGUGGGAGUCCCUCCUGCCUCCCCCAGUUUUCCCAGGGCGGAGUCUCUUACUGCGCCAUCCACCAAUGGGCUCCCUCACGCUGAGGACAGGACUAAGGGAGAGCUGGCAGCUCCAGAGAAGAUGGCGCCCCCUGGUUCAGAUCCGCCGAAGAAACUGGUCUGACCGUCAUCACUCAACUGGCACUGCUGACCCAUCCCAGGGAUACAGUCUCUCAGGGACCCGAGCAGCUCCAAGGAAGAGAGGAUCUGGCAGACACAACCUAAGACAGGAUGCCUGCGGCCUUAAUCUCCACAGCCUUCCAUGUUUAUGCAAGCCUGGUGUUGCCCGCCCUCCCAAGUUACCCCUCCCCCCAUGCCUUUUCCUGAAAGGAUCACUUCCAGAAGCCCUUCAGCCUUGGCCUUAGCCUCCUCUUGAAGGUAGCUGGUGGGAGUGAGUGGCUGUGCCCUGCCCCCACCCCGGGCCCCAAGGCCACUGCGGUGGGAGGAAGCAGAAUAUGUGUUUAUUUUGUUCUGUGUCUGAAAUCAUGUCUGUUGUAGUCCAGAAUCAAAGCACUUUGCAAAGUGGCUGCAUGUCCAUCCUCCAAGGCUCAUGAAGCCGGAUUCCAAGAGCCUGUUUACACGCUGGUAGCCAGCCCCCAGCUGGGACCCGUCUGUCCACUCUGCCAAUCCAGUCCACUCCUUUCCUUAGUUCUUGGAGAUGGGCAAGUCUCUCAUCCCCACAGGCUUCCCGGGCUGCUGGCAGGAGUGGGGCUGUGGAAUUCCAAAGCACAAAAGGUACAGUCGAGGCUAGUCUUCCUGUGCCUUAACUUACCACCAACCACUCUCCUGCCUUCAGUUCUGUCAGGUGCUCCUUCUUGGGGGACUCACGGGUGAGGAGAGAAUCCAGAGGGGGCCGUGGGCACUGCACUAAGAAACCAAAAACCAGACUGGAGUAGGGAGCCAUCUGGGAUCUUGGCAUUCUGAGCGCCUGUCCUGUGACACUUGAUUGUGUUUGGGUGGAUGGGCACAGCCUCAGAGCCACAUCAUGGGAUGUGUCCGUUUCAGCUUGGCAGGAAAUACUGCCAAGGUAUGGGGAGAGUCUGGCAGGGACUUGCUGGGCAGUGGGCCCGGGCCUAUUCCUCAGAUUCUUUCUCUGACCUGUCUCCUCUUUGGUGCAUGUCCUAUCUCCAGCUACCUUUCUGCCAGGUUGGGGGAGCUGAGGCUUUGUGGCCAGGAUGGGAAGCCAAAGGCUUAUGUUACCCCAGGGUCUUCUCUAGAAGAGGGGCUAAGCCGUGAUCUUUUGAGCAGGCAGGUGGCUAUCCCCAGACAGCAGCCUCUGCUAUAUGAAUUUCUCUUCCUGGAAUCUCAUGAGUUGUUUCAGCUUGUACCAGCUUGAGGUAAGCUGGAGAUCCUGUAGGCCCAAUGCCUUUGCCUCCUUCAGGGCCACCCCUUGAGUCUUUGUAACAGGGGCUUGAGCCUGGCAAGAGAUCUUGCCUUUAGCUUCUCCACUACCAAGAAAGGAGCCACACACUACCCAUUCCUGACUGAUGGGGUAGCGCACGGGCUCCCUAAGCCCUUGCUAGGGCUGCUUGUCUGUUGCUCUGUCUUUUCCUUGUCCAGUGUGUGAUGGGGAGCAGCUGCCGGGUGGACAUUACUGGGAGGACAAUUAAAGUGAGCACCGUUCUGCCCCAGGAUCCCGGACUGGUCAGAACCCCAUGGAGCCAGGCCCUGGCAGUGCUCUGGGAGCUGUCGUGGGAAAGUAGGCCCUGCCUUUCGCUCUUGCCCUGGCUUGGGUUGUGUGUUUCCCCACUGGGCGGGCAGAGUACAAAGAAGGAAGGAGAGUCUGAGAGGUAGAAUCUCUGUACUGUGGGGUAAAGGAGCUUGACCUUGUGCAAAUGGAGAGACCAAAAGCCUCUGAUUUUUAAUUUGCAUAAAAAUGUUAGAAGAGAGAAAUAUAUAUAUAUAUAUAUUUCCUUACUUUUGAGUCUUUGAUAUGUCUAUAUAAACAAUCUUUCCCGAUUCCUUCUCCUGAAGCUUGAGUGAGACACAUGACAAAGUUGUGUUUCAUUAAAAGGUAUUAAUUAAAUGAUUGAAACUUG
This is a messenger RNA of Apodemus sylvaticus (European woodmouse), 5279 nucleotides long. It is a transcript of the gene Nhsl3, whose product is annotated as KIAA1522 ortholog. The transcript has 7 exons. The record is from RefSeq and is a predicted model, not a curated record. Lineage: Eukaryota; Metazoa; Chordata; Mammalia; Rodentia; Muridae. Bases 128 to 3364 code for a protein of 1078 amino acids. Gene Ontology annotation, biological process: cell differentiation.